Triticum urartu is the source of this 1693-nucleotide messenger RNA. Its product is annotated as 7-deoxyloganetin glucosyltransferase. The record is from RefSeq and is a predicted model, not a curated record. NCBI's taxonomy places the organism in Eukaryota, Viridiplantae, Streptophyta, Magnoliopsida, Poales, Poaceae. Gene Ontology annotation, molecular function: quercetin 7-O-glucosyltransferase activity; quercetin 3-O-glucosyltransferase activity.
CCCCACAAGACUACUCUACAAGACACACCGAACACGCGCAACAGUACGUGGCUAGCUGAGGCGCCAUGGGGUCGGAGGCCUGCCAUGAGAAGCCGCACGCCGUGAUGAUCCCGUACCCGGCGCAGGGCCAUGUCACGCCCAUGAUGAAGAUGGCCAAGCUGCUCCACACGCGGGGCUUCCACGUCACCUUCGUCAACACCGAGUUCAACCACCGCCGGCUGCUCCGCUCGCGCGGGGCGGGGGCGCUCGACGGCGUCCCGGGCUUCCACUUCGCCGCCAUACCAGACGGGCUGCCGUCGUCCGACGCCGACGCCACGCAGGACGUCCCCGCGCUCUGCAACUCCACCAUGACCGCCUGCCUCCCCCACCUCCUGGCCCUUCUUGCCAGGCUCAACGACCCGGGCUCCGGGGUGCCGCCGGUCACCUGCCUCGUCGUCGACGGCGUCAUGUCGUUCGGUUAUGACGCCGCCAAGGAGAUCGGCGUGCCCUGCGCGGCCUUGUGGACGGCCAGCGCGUGCGGGUUCAUGGGCUACCGCCACUACCCGCAGCUCAUCGAGUGGGGUUUCGUGCCUUUCAAAGACGAGGCCCUGCUCACGGACAAGGCGCACCUGGACACGGUGGUGCAGGGCGUGCGCGGCAUGUGCGACAACAUGAGGCUGCGGGACUUCCCGUCCUUCAUGCGCACCACCGACCGCGGCGACAUAAUGCUCAACUUCUUCGUGCACGAGGGCGGGCGCCUGUCGCUCCCCACCGCUGUCAUGAUCAACACGUUCGACGAGCUGGAGCGGCCGGUCCUCGACGCCAUGCGCGCCAUCCUCCCGCCCCUCUACACCGUGGGGCCGCUGCUUCUCCACGCCCACCACGCCGUCCCGGACGGCACCUCGCUCGACGCCCUGGGCUCCAACCUCUGGAAGGAGCAGGACGGCCUCCUCGACUGGCUCGACGGCCACGGCGCCAACUCCGUGGUGUACGUGAACUACGGCAGCAUCACCGUGAUGACGAACGAGCAGCUCCUGGAGUUCGCGUGGGGGCUGGCCAACAGCGGCUACCCUUUCAUAUGGAACAUCCGGCCGGACCUCGUCAAGGGCGACACGGCCGUGCUGCCGCCGGAGUUCAUGGCCUCCAUCGACGGCCGUGCCAUGCUCACGACGUGGUGCUCGCAGGAGAAGGUCCUCGCGCACAAGGUCGUGGGGGUCUUCCUGACGCACUCCGGGUGGAACUCCACGCUGGAGAGCAUCUCUAACGGCGUGCCGAUGCUCAGCUGGCCCUUCUUCGCGGAGCAGCAGACCAACUGCAGGUACAAGUGCACGGAGUGGGGGAACGGGAUGGAGAUCGACGGCGAGGUGAAGCGGGAGGUCCUGGCGGCGAUGAUACGCGAGGCCAUGGAAGGGGAGAAGGGGCUGGAGAUGAGGAGGCGUGCGGCGGAAUGGAAGGAGAGUGCGGUUAGAGCCACGCUUCCUGGAGGAUCCGCGGUGACUAACCUGGACACGGUGAUCCGUGACGUGCUCCUCGCCAACUUCAACAACAAAAACUGAAUUAUCCACAUGCAUGUUGGGGUCCAAUGCCUAUCCAAGAGGCGAGAGUCGAGAUUUUUUUUAAGACGAGGGCAACUUGUAUUUUGUAUGUUUAUCCUCUUUAUCAUGGAUCCAAAGUGUAUUUUGGGUAUUGUGUAUUUUGCAUGUUGAUUCCCUUU